UUUCAUUUAUUAUAAUUAUGUGAUGAUGCCUUUCUUUCUGUUAUAAAAACAAUUAAAUAAUGGUUGAACAACUCUAUCUAAUAAUACUAUUCACUGUCUUUAAGGCCAGGGGUUGUUUCUUUUGCUAUUUCAGGAGUAAGUGGAUUAGUUGGUAAAUCUUGUGGGAGUUUGAAAUAGCAGCCUUACUCAGCCUCAAGCUUGAUGUGAAACGUUCACUUGGGGAAAAGAACAGCAGUAUUAAACCUACCUUCUCUCAAACUCCAGCUAUUUGAAAAUAACCAGGAUGUACUAUGCAUCUAUAAGCUUUGCACUGUGAAACUGGUUAUGCCUCUUGCCAGAAGCCAGGACAAAUGAUAUCGUCAUGUACCAACAUAAUGAUGGAGAGACAAGUUAUUAAAUCAGCUGUGGAUUCAGUGGAUGGAAGAGAAAUUACAAUACAUUUUCUUUAGUUGUGUUUGGAGUUUGACAUGGAGGUGGGUGUAUCAUGGACUUUGUGAAGGGUUCCAGGAUUCCCAGAGCAAAAUACACAAUGGUUGGAGAGGUGCUGCGUUAUGUUAUCCCCUGCCAUAUGCAGUGCUCCAUGGGAUGUGGUGGCCAGGCGUGCAAGUAUGAGGAUCCCUUGCAUUGGAGUGAAGACGAUCAGGCCAUCAAUGGAAUCUAUUCUUCCUGGAUUACUGAUGACUUGCUCGCUAUGGCACGUCCAUCCACUGAAAUUAUUGAAAAAUACAACAUAAUAGACCAAUUUCUGAGAUGUGGCUUGAAGACACUUAUUAACCUCCAAUGCCCUGGUGAGCAUGCCAGCUGUGGAAACCCGCUUGAAGCCGAGAGUGGCUUCACUUACCGACCAGAGACAUUCAUGGAGGUUGGCAUUUAUUUUUACAACUUUAGAUGGAAUGACUAUGGUGUGGCCUCUCUCAUGACCAUCUUGGAUAUGGUGAAAGUCAUGUCUUUUGCCAUCCAAGAGGGUAAAAUUGCAAUUCACUGCCAUGCGGGGCUUGGAAGAACAGGUGUGUUGCUAGCCUGCUUUUUGGUGUUUACCUCACGGAUGACAGCAGAUCAAGCCAUUUUAAAAGUUAGAGAAAAACGACCAAACUCUAUCCAGACGAGAGGACAGCUACAGUGUGUCAGGCAAUUCGCUCAGUUCCUUGUCCCACUAAGGAAUGUGUUUGCUUACGCUGAGCCAAGAGCCCCCCCUGUUACUCUUUCACAAUACUUGAUCCGACAAAAACAUAUUCUACAUGGAUAUGAGGCUCGACAGUUAAGAUAUGUGCCAAAGCUGGUCCCCUUCAUUUGCAGACUUCUAUUGGACAUUGCAGAGAAUCGUCAGGUUAUUGAGGAGGACAUUGUUGAAAUUCCUGACAUCACAACUGUAGUGGAUAAUACUUUGAAUGAAAAUGCAAUGUAUCCGUUCAACAGAGAGAUUAUGGGAAAUGGGAUCACUAUGAUCAGGCCCCGUCUUCCAGGUUUACCCCAAGUCAAUAGAGACAACUCACAACCUCUUUACUAUGUUCGUAAGAGCCUUAGCUACAGUGAGUCAGACCUACGGAGGUUAGCUACAUCUUUAAACCUCUCUGAUAACCCUCUAGGAGUUUUAGCCACCAUCCACUACUCUAACAUCAACAGUCAAUUAGAAGCUUUCAACAGUGUUUCUGCAAACUGUGGUGCACUUACUGUAGGCACUUGUAAGGAUAGUCCCAUCUACAGUUCAACCAACAAUAUAUGGGAGCUGAAAACUCUGAUGGACCAGCAGGUAGGAUCUCCAUUGCUCAAAAAAAGGAGGCAAUCUGUCUUGCAGCGAAGCCAGUCUGUAGGUGUUUCAGAUCAGAAAAACAACACACGCAUCAGCAAAAUACUUUCAUUCUGGAAGAAAAACCCCAAGUUAAGCACUGAACAUGAUUGGGCUAAAAAUGAGGAGAAAGAACUUUCGGAGGUGCCCUUCAUCACUGUCCAGUCUGAGUUGUCUCUGGACUCUCGUCGCCUCUUGAUUGCUCAGUCACUUGUGGUAGACCUUGAGCAGGAUGGAGAGAAGGAACAUAUUCAGAAGGUGUCCACUUGGCAGACCGAGCUUAAUUACGAGGGUGCAUGGGAGCGACUGUGUUUGGAAAGAGACCCGUUUAUUCUUUCUGGAAUCAUUUGGUCAUGGCUGGAGCAGCUCAAAGAACCAGUCAUCUCAGCUCAUGAUGUUCACACACUGGAAAAGGCCAGUCAAGAUGGCAAAACUGUCCUAAAUAGCUUAGAUAGGGCUUCAAGAGAAACAGUGAUGUGCAUUCUGGACUGUUUCGCUCAUCUAUUCACAAUACAAGAGGAAGUUGAGAGCGCUUUUCUAGAGCGAGCAACCAAAGCUUUUACAAAGGUGAAAAACACAGAUGGUGGGAAGCGCGUCCACGAGAUCAUGAAAAAGAUUACAGCAGGGGUUUUCAAACAUUUGCCAAGGACCCCCAAAUAUGAUGAUCCCCUCAGAGAGACCCCCUGUGUGAGAAAAAUAGUACACAUGAUAUUAUAAACACUUCUUACAUGAAACAUUUAUUAUUGGCUUUUAUAUUGUCAUUUUACUAAAGCCUAAUUAAAUAUGUUUUGACAUUAUCUGAAAUAUAUUUACUUUUUACCGUGUUCUGUUGACAGUGUAUUGUUCUUCUGUUUGUGAAAUGUUAAAUGUAGAAACCCAAAGACAAAGUAUUUAUUUGUGUAGUGCUUUUCACAAUAAAUAAAUUGUUUCAA
Molecule: messenger RNA, 2718 nt
Organism: Xyrauchen texanus (razorback sucker)
Lineage: Eukaryota; Metazoa; Chordata; Actinopteri; Cypriniformes; Catostomidae
Product: protein tyrosine phosphatase domain-containing protein 1-like
Exons: 11
Coding region: 485-2503 (672 amino acids)
Biological process (GO): cilium assembly; protein dephosphorylation
Molecular function (GO): protein tyrosine/serine/threonine phosphatase activity
Source: RefSeq, a predicted model, not a curated record